Molecule: messenger RNA, 520 nt
Organism: Paramuricea clavata
Lineage: Eukaryota; Metazoa; Cnidaria; Anthozoa; Malacalcyonacea; Plexauridae
Source: the annotation of a GenBank genome assembly
AUGAUAGCCGAGCAGCUUGCUUCACCUGGAGCUCUGACACAUAUUAUCAAUAACUGCAUAUCGAAGCAGCUAUUCCCCUCACCUUGGAAGAUCGCUCGUAUCUGCGUCACUCCAAAAGUUCAGAAUAUAUCCUCGAAUAACGAUCUCCAUCCUAUUUCCAUUCUGCCAAGCCUAUCCAAAAUCUUUGAACGACUCGUUCUCCGCCAAAUGUCUGAUUUCGUAACCAAUACAACCACUGGAGUACUUAAUCAAUCCAUUAGUGCUUACCGCAAAGAUCACAACACUACGACAGUUAUGUUGGCAAUGCGAGAUGAUAUUCAGCGAGCUAUGAAGAGGUGAAGUCACAAUAGCUGUUCUCGCAGAUUUCUCGAAAGCGUUCGAUACUGUGUCGUAUUCUACCAUCUUAAGAAAACUCCAUUCACAAGGUUUCUCCAAAGAGUAUCUCAAAUGGGUCACAACCUAUCUGACUGGUCGACGACAGUUUGUUCAAAUAGACGACGCAGUGUCAAACACAACUAAC